UGGAGAUCGAUUCAUAACAAAUCUUGGUGGGGUGUGGAAAGGAUCAAACAUUUUGGGCAGGCCACCCCGUUGCUUCUUACGGUAGCUGUUAUUGAGCUCAGUGACAUUGCAUUUGCAGUUGACUCAAUACCUGCAGUAUUUGGUGUAACGCGGGAUCCAUUUAUAGUCUUUACUUCUAAUCUUUUUGCCAUUUUGGGUUUAAGGUCGCUUUAUUUAAUAGUAUCGGAGGGUAUGUCUGAGUUGAAAUACUUACAGCCCUCCAUUGCUGUUGUUCUGGGAUUUAUUGGGGUUAAGAUGAUCCUGGACUAUUUUGGAUUUCAUGUCUCCACAGAGGAAUCUCUUGGUUUUGUAGCCUCAAGUCUUACCAUUGGAGUGGUAUUAAGUCUGGCUAAGAAGUCUGAGUAACUCAGAAGCUCAUUUCAACUCAUCAUCGUCUCCAUCCCCAGACACACCUUCCCCAAAACAAUGAAAAUAAACCCAUCGUUUCUUCUUUUAUGUUGAAAACCCUCUAGUGAGGAUAAUUUGUUUAAUACAUUGGUUUCAUUUGCCAAUUGAGGAAAGUUUGCUGAUUAUUCUGUAAAGUUGAUGUUCAAUGAUGAAGCAUAAUUCUAAGUAUCACUUUGGAAAAUGUUCAUUAUCAA
Molecule: messenger RNA, 641 nt
Organism: Vigna umbellata (rice bean)
Lineage: Eukaryota; Viridiplantae; Streptophyta; Magnoliopsida; Fabales; Fabaceae
Source: RefSeq, a predicted model, not a curated record